Molecule: messenger RNA, 938 nt
Organism: Odocoileus virginianus texanus
Lineage: Eukaryota; Metazoa; Chordata; Mammalia; Artiodactyla; Cervidae
Source: RefSeq, a predicted model, not a curated record
CAAAUGGGACUGUCAUCAAGAAUGGGUCCUGCGUGGCCCCUGGGGACUGCCAAAAAGAUGUCUACUCCUUGACCUAUGGUCCCGGCUUGAGUCUCUGGAUCCGCACAGCCUGUUGUGAAGACAACUGUAGCAGUGUUACCCCACAAGAAGCAAGACCCAAAGCCCAGCCCAAUGGGGUGCAGUGUCACUACUGUUCCAUGAAUGAGUCGGCCCUGUGUGACUCCCUUUCGGUCAUGAACUGCACUGGAAACCAGACCGUGUGUUUCACCCUCAAUGGGACAUGGCAUGGAGGGACCCCCCAGAUCCUGAAAGGCUGCGCUACACCAGAGAUCUGCCACUUGCAAGCAAACACCACCCUGGGCCCGGAAGCGUCUGGAUUUCAUCUCAUCACCAAGCCCGAAUGCAACAGUGUGACUCCCACCACCCAGCCAGGUCCCUACACGGCCCACACCAAGGCUAAGGUCACCAUGUGUUUCACCUGCUCAGACCUCCACCAUUGCAACCCUCUCCCUUGCACUGAACACAGGAACCACUGCCUUCAGACGGUGGGCAUCACAGUCCUAGGGGCAACUAACUCUGUCGCUUGGAGAAACGGCUCCUGCGUGGCCUCCAAGGAUUGCAUGCCUGACAACUCCAUCUCUGCCUUGACCUACAGCCUCGGUUUUGGCUUCUGGGUCAACACUACCUGUUGCCAAGGCAACUGCCAAGAGCCCAGUCCUCUCGCUGCCCUGCCAGCCUCAGGCACCCGGAGUAAGUUCCUGUGUCCCACAUGUCCUGGGGGCCACUCGGGGCCCUGCAGCCCCGCCUUCUACAUGCAGUGUCCCAGCAGGGAGACCGAGUGUAUCCACGUGAACCUGGUGUCCGAAUUUCAAUCAGUAGGAACAAAGGAUCCACUGCCCUUGGAUCUCCUUGGAAGGGACUACACCAGGUCUUCCUGA